Molecule: messenger RNA, 861 nt
Organism: Symbiodinium sp. CCMP2592
Lineage: Eukaryota; Dinophyceae; Suessiales; Symbiodiniaceae
Source: the annotation of a GenBank genome assembly
AUGGCUUCUUACUGUCGCCUCACGCGUGAUCGGAGUUCGCCCCGGACCAGCGGGGUGGACUCGACGGCUCCGGAGGUGGCGGACAGACGGCCGGUCCUGCCGAGAAGACGAGGCAGGGGACCCCCUCUUCGAGCCUCACUGCUUUCUCUGCUGCUGGCUGCGGCGCUGCGGCCAGCGAAGGGGGACCUCGACUUCAAGGCCUUCACCCGCGACCCGCAGGGUUACGCCUCACACAUCCGUCUGGUGGACGGAUCGCAGAUCGAGUACUUCUCAGAUGAGUUCAACGAGCUCUGCACGCAGGAUCAGAUCCCCAUCCAGUCGCAAGUCCCACUCUUCGUCUUCAAGAUUGAGGUGUUCCACUGCUUCAAUGCCUUAUGGGUCAAGAACCGUUGGGCCAACUGGGAGCUGCACUCGGAGAUUGAUUCCUGUAUUCUCCACACCCUGGCUGGUGCAAACAUCGCCCGGUAUUUCCGCCAAUUUUCGUGGUUCGACUUUGCUAUCUUCGCCGUGAUGCGAUGCGCAGUGGAGCAUCUUUCGGAGGAUCUUGGUGGUCUUAUCGAGGUCAAAGCCAUCACUGAAGGGCAGCGCGAGGGGAACCUAGGGGACUGCUUGCGCCUCGGUCUAGUCUAUGGUUUCUGGUACGCCGCCUCGAUCUGCGUGCUUGGGCGCAGCAAGCUGGUUCACCCAGUCUUCCUUGCCGUGUUGCUUGUGGGCUACCCAUUGACUUUGGUCCAAUCCUACAAUUAUUUGCUGGGUAAAAGCAGUACUUCGUUCUGGCUGGCGCAUGCAGCGAACUUGAUCUCUACAAACCCACCCGUCAUCGCUGCGGGCAUGCGGUUCCUCGGUUUGUUGGCUGCCUAG